GUCGAACCGUGCUUCAGUCGGCCGGCGAACUCGCGUGCCGAGCCUUCGUCCCGGUGACGUUCCUCGUCGUCGACGGCGACAACUGCAUCCUGUACUUCGAUCAGUUAGCCGACACGAUGCAAACGACGUUCCCUCGACGAGGACGCACAUUUUUUCACGCCUUUCGGGUAUCGUAAAGUUCGCGUCAACGUCGCGUCGCUGCCCGCGAUUCAUUCGUUCGUAAAGACAGUUUCGUUUAAAAGUUUCCUUGCGAAGUAGAAACGAUCGUUCGUACGCUCGAUUUUGUCAAUCACCGGUAGACGUUCGAACAGAGAUCGCAUUUCCGAUCAUGAGGAUGCCUGACGAAAGGGUGACCAAGACUACGACAGAUUAAAUAUGACUAUCGUCGACGAAAGCACGAAGGAUUCUACACCGGAUCACACGAAAACUUUAUCAGUGUACAGUGGGUAAAGUGACGUUCGAUGGAGUGUAUGUGUAGUGCGUAGAACUUAGCAAACGAAGAACCCUCGAAAUCGUUACCACUCGAACUCGUUGCAACGUCUGGAAAGCGCCAGGAAAGAAAAUCCAUUAACUUCUUCUGUAUUCGGUUCUCGGUGAGAUCCGUUCAAUUUCCUUCAUUAAUAACCCAGAGAGUGUCCGGUGGCCGAAGUUCCGUGAAACUUUUUCCGCGAUGUACGAUCCUACGCUCGCGAUCCAUUAAAGUCCAUUAAGCGUCUGCUCGUGGCACGGCCGGAAGUUGGAAAAAUCUCCGCGGAGACUUGCUGGCAAUUCUCUUCGCAAGAAACAUCGACACAUUCAUAUCCGAACGUAUUUGUCGUAUCCUUACGCAGAGAUCCAUCGUUGGCAUGUGUAUACAAACCGGUGGGAAAUAUUACGUGGCAGAAUUCGGUGAGCUUUAUGAGCGGGAUGGGUCGAUAGCAGACUCUGAUAGCUAUCGUUUAGCCGAUGGUAUUGUUCGGCAGAGAUAUCGCCUUCGACUAUGAGAUCCUAAGGAAAUCGAAAGAGGGAAUCGAAUGGCCUGUCUCAGCUACCGUGUAAUCCAACGUUAACGAGGAAAGGAAAGUAAGGGUCCUGCAGGAUCGGUGAAACGUGUCUGUCAGUGAAAGGACCGGUAGCGGGUCUUUUAUUUUUCGCCGACUUCGUCCUUGGAGAGUGAAGUGUCGUAGAAACGAGAGGGGAGGAUUACAAAAGAAGAAGGACAACGCGUGUUAAUUAAAGAGCGGCAGAGACCAGAGAGAAACGAACAGCCAGCCUGACAGUGGCCGCGGGUAGAAGAGGACAAAGCCGCGUAAGGAGCUCUGCCCGUGGACAGCUCUGGCAUUCUCUGUAACUCACCCCCACUAACACCUACGCUUCGCCCAACAACGAAAGCGCGUUAAUCGCGUCCGAAAUGACUUCCACGUCGAUGUAACGAAAAGGGAUUUAGAACGAGUCGCGCGCGAAUCGUAAUCGGUCGAGCAACACGAGCGGUCGUCGCGGUCGUUCGUCGCUCGAGAUCGAACAUGCGAAUUUCUGAAAAUGCGCAGGACGAGCAGCAACGGUUUGAAGCUCGACCUGACGGAGAACACACCAGGUAGCUCGUUAUCGAGGCUGCCUAAUUUAGUCGAGCAUGCGGAGACCUGCCAGGCAUUGUCCACCGGAACCGGUGAGAAUUUAAGUAGCAAACUGCCAAACGUGGUCGAAGGCUCGAUGGACUAUGGUAGCGAGCGUAGAUCCUCCCGGUACCUCGAGUACCAAGACUCUAAACCGUAUCAGGAUGGCCAGUCGGCAUCGGGGUUGCCCCCGUAUGAGCAGGGCUACCACGAUCAGUCGAGCAGGGGCUACAGAAGCUACGAGCGAAAGCCGUACGACAGGGAGGAUAUUGACCGAUACGAUAACAGAAUUUAUCCAGAGGAUAACCUGAGGUACGAUCGUCGGGGGGAUCAGAGAACGUAUCAGGAAUCAGACUUGGACGCGCCGUACGAGAGGAGCGAUGCCCAGAAGCUCAGCAGGACUUAUCCUACGGAACUUCAAGAGGCAGGUGGUAGGCGAUACUCGAGAGAUUUAACAGAUUACGAGUACGCGUCUAGAUACGCGGAAGAAACGUUGAAGCUCGAGCCGAAGAAAGAUCACCAUCACCAUCAUCAUUCGGGCAAAGUGUACGAGCCGACUCCGUCGAAGGGCUAUGAAUCCGGGGUGAAAACGCACGAUUCUGCUUACGAGUUGUCUUGUGCCGCGCAGCAAGACCUUUCUGGCAGAAAAUACGAAAGUAAAUAUCACUCUGUCAGUAAGAUGUACGGGACACUGCCGCGAUACGAAACGGGUAAAUCGUACGAGCCUAGAUCGUACGAGUACGAAGAACAGGCUUACGAAACCGGUGGCAAGCCGUACGACUCGAAAUACGAGUUGACCAGCUCGAAGAGUUACGAGAGGGCCAAGUACGACGGUUCUUCGUCCUCGAGGUAUCAAGAUAAAUCGUACGAUCAAACGUUGAAGAUCGGCGAAUUGGGCUCCUCUUCGUCUGCCGCAUACGCUAGAAAGACUCAGGAUCAAGAGGAGACAAACGCGGAAAAGAUGAACGGAUACAGGAAGAACAAUUUCGAGGCGUACGGCGUUUAUUCGGAUCCCGAGGACGAUCAUGGAUUCUUGGCCGAGAAAAAGACGCCACAGUAUCCGUACAAGGGCGUAGUAGUGAAUGUUAGCGGAGAGUCGAGCGUCAUUGAUCAGAAACGUGGCAAGGAUGGCAGGCAAACGGAAGUCGUUGGGAAUCCUUGGUGCAGACCUACCAUACUGUUACUCCUUUUGGUCCUUCUCGUUGUUAUCUUCGUGUUCGUCGCUGGAAUUCUACUAUAUCUAAACUACAUGUCUUACAAGCCGCAGCGUCCCAUUAUCGAGGGUAAGGAUCUAAAUUUCGCCAGUAACAAUGCCGAACCCUGUGAAAAGACGUACUGUUCUUGGGGUGCGACGUGCGUUGUGUCGGAAAACGGGAAACCUUUGUGCCAGUGUCCAACAGAUUGUCCUUCGACUUCUGAACCUGUCUGCGGCUCCGACAACAUGACCUACACCAACUAUUGCCAUCUACGGAAGACCAGCUGCCUCGAGAGAAAAACUACACGGGUGAAGAAUCAGGGUGCCUGUGAAAUCAAGGACCCGUGUGCGAAACUCAAUUGUACUCAGGGUGCGCAAUGCGUGCGAAGCAGAGACGGAAGCAAAGCUUCCUGUGAAUGCUUGGAAUCCUGUCCGAAUUUAGGGGAUCACGAGGGAUCGAGCCCUGUCUGCGGCACAGAUGGGACCGACUAUCCGUCUCUUUGCGAGUUGAACAAGGCAGCGUGCGCGAAGGGUGUUAAUAUCACGGUGGCAUUUCAAGGCAAAUGCGAUCCUUGCGGCAACGUGGAGUGCGUAGAACCGGAAAUCUGUCAGCUGGACGACUCGAGGCAACCUGGCUGUCGUUGCGGUGAGCAGUGCGGCCUUGAGUUCGCACCAGUUUGCGGAAGCGAUGGUAAAACAUACUCGAAUGAAUGCAGCCUCAGGCAGGAAGCUUGCAGAUCGAGAUUAUCGCUCAGGAAGGUCUACAAUGGCGCAUGCAGCUCAGGAAUCAAUCCGUGCGACGAAGCGAAAUGCGGCCCCUACGAACAGUGUGUGAUCAACCGACAAGGAAUCGCGAGCUGCGAGUGCGGUCCGGAAUGCGAACCUGUGAUGAGACCAGUAUGCGCGCGGGGUGGCAAAACAUAUACAUCGUUGUGCGAGCUGAAGAGACAAGCCUGUUUAACGAAGACUAACAUCGAGGUCGCUUACACGGGAACCUGUGGCUCCAGGGGGCCCUGCUCCGAGAAGAUCUGUCAGUGGGGCGCGAUUUGCGCGGAAACCGGUGGCACAGCGAUUUGCGAAUGUCCAACCUGUCCGGCGGAAUUUCAGCCAGUUUGCGGCGACGAUGGCAUCAGCUACGGAAACGAGUGUAAGCUUCGCCUGGAGGGCUGUAAACAUCGACGAGAGAUCCGCGUGCUUUACCAGGGACUCUGCAAUGGAUGCGAAAAUAAGAAAUGCGACUUCUACGCGGAGUGCGAAAGCGACAGCGCUGGUGAGGCCAAAUGCGUUUGUCCUAGCAAGUGCGAAACCACGACGAAAGAACCCGCACAGGAGAAAAUUUGCGGCUCCAAUGGUAUAACUUACGCCAACGAAUGCUCUUUGAAGAUGGCCUCUUGCACUUCUCAAACUGACAUCGCUAUUAGUUACGUAGGCGACUGUGAGCUUUGCGCAAGAAUAGAGUGCGAUCAUGGAGCUCAUUGCAUGGCUGGCGUCUGUGUGUGUCCUGAAGAGUGUCCUGAGAGUACUGGAGAACCAGUGUGCGGCAGCGAUGCCAAGACAUACCCGUCGGAGUGUGAAUUGCAAAAGGCUGCCUGUGGAAGGGAUCCUAAAUUGCCGGUCUUGCACGUGAUAUUCUACGGCGAUUGCGGUGAACGAUUCGUUGCAGCACUCACCACGAUGUCGACGCCUGCGGUGGUUCGAUUGGCCACCACCGCGGUUGACGUGACCAGCACUCAGGUACGCGAAGCAUGCAAGAACAUUAACUGCGAUUUCGAGGCUACUUGCGAGCUGGGCCCGGACGAUUAUCCCAGGUGCAGCUGCAAAUUCGACUGCGCCUCGAUUUCCCAAGAAAAUAUGCGCCCUGUUUGCGGCAGCGAUCUAAGGACCUAUUCGUCCCUCUGUGCCAUGAAAAUGGAGGCCUGCCAGAGGCAGCAAGAGCUAAGACCUAGACCUCUCGAUCUUUGCCAAGGUAUGGAAGUGAAACCUUGUAACGGUGAUCCUCCAUUGGUGGAUGCCGAUGGGAAAGAGUACGAUUGCGGUAAUGGUCCAGAACGACGAGAUUGCCCGAGUAACAGUUAUUGCCAUCAGACCACGCGACUAGCUCGAUGCUGCAGAAAAGCUCAAGGAACCCAAGUCGUAAAGUGCUCAGACUCCUGGCACGGCUGCUGUCCGGAUGGCAAAACGGCCGCACGCGGGCCCAAUGGCGCAGGUUGUCCGAGUUUAUGCAACUGCAACAGGUUAGGCAGUGUUUCUGACACCUGCAAUCCAGAAACCGGACAAUGCGAAUGCAAACCAGGUGUAGGCGGUCUGAAAUGCGAUAGAUGUAUGCCUGGUUAUUGGGGUUUGCCUAAAAUCAGCGAGGGACAUCAAGGAUGUAUACCAUGCGGCUGCUCGCUCUUUGGUUCCGUUAGAGAAGACUGCGAACAAAUGACAGGUCGCUGCGUUUGCAAACCGGAUAUCCAGGGCCAGAAAUGUACCAUUUGCACCGACCACAACAAGAUAUUAACACCUACAGGGUGCUACUCAGCCGAUACGAUACCGCCGAUCCCGACGUCUUGCAACGAGCUGGAAUGCUAUUCCGGCGGGCAGUGUUCGGAAAUCGGUGGACCGCACUGCGUUUGUCCGUCGUCCUGUCCAUCGGACAUACCGUCCGUGCCGGUUUGCGGUAGUGACGGACAGACAUACGACAACGAGUGUGAGCUCAGGCUGUACGCUUGUCGCCAUCAAGCGGACGUGGUCACACAGGCCUUCGGCCACUGCAGAGACGAUCCCAUGGUGAAUACGGACUUCCCCGUUAAAAGGUAUACAGCAGUGCAAUAUACCCAACCAGCAGCCGCCAUUUCUCCGUUAUCGAAAUCUACCAGGCAUCUGUUGGUGCCGGAACCGGAUCCUCGCUAUUAUUACACCCACAGGGCGCAUCAAGAAACCAUCACGAUCGACAGGGACAAUUUAAAGCACGGAGUGGCGGCGGCGUAUAGACCAACCCCAGCGACAAUUCGCGUGGUCACCGCGUUGCUCGGCGACCUCUGUACCGACGACAAGGAUUGCACUAUUCCUAACAGCGAAUGCUCCAAUGGAGGUUGCAUUUGCUCAGAAGGAUACGCGGAAACCAGCGACAGACAAGAAUGUUUUGCUAAUUACGUGCCUGUUACACCGACCGAAGAAUUUCGUGCCUGCUUGUCGUAUCCGUGUCACGCAACAUCGACGUGCAUCGAUCUGCCGAGCGCAACGUUCGUUUGCAUCUGUCGUCCAAAUUACACCGGUCUAUUAUGCGACGAGGAGAUCAACAAAAGGGAUUACGAGGUGCCGUCGUUCGACGGCAAGAGCUACGUCAGGAUGAACAGAUUGAAGGCUUACCACAAGUUCAGCGUCGAGGUUGAGUUCAAGACGUACGCUGACAACGGGAUUAUACUUUACAACCAACAGAAGAGCGACGGCACCGGGGAUUUCGUCUCGUUAGCCAUCGUCGACGGACACGUACAGUUUCGAUACAAUUUAGGGAAUGGCCCUGUAGUUCUUUCCUCGCCUGAAAGAAUUACUAUGAAAACGUUUCAUCGAGUUGCCGCGAAAAGAUAUCACAAGGACGGCGUUUUAAUUUUCAACGAUGGGGAAGAUGUUGCUGGUCAAAGUCAAGGAAUGUUGAAGUCGCUCGAUCUCAACCAAGAUACGUUCGUCGGGAACAUGCCUACCAAUUAUUCUAAGGUUUACGACAAUAUCGGUACCAACCAUGGGUUCCUCGGUUGCAUACGAAAAUUGAAGAUCAAUCGAAACUUCGUCGACCUUCAUGUGGGCCGCGAUAAAGAGAUCUUGGAAACUUAUCGCGUCAAAGAGUGCGGAGAGAACGCGUGCGCCAAUCUGCCUUGCCAAAACGGCGCAACAUGUCAGCCCAUCUUCGAGGAAGAUCUCUGCAACGGUCGCGAGUGCAGAAGAAUUCAGAAACGAGGGAAAGGUAGAAACAAGAAUGGCAUGAAUAUCGUGAGAUGCAAGGGAUCGCACUGCAUCUCGAUCGAUCAACGCAGAUCGAAGAAAAACGCGAAGAAACGUUGCGCGGCGCCCAAGUGCGAUUACGAUUACGACAUCGAUUACGAGACGAGCUUCGAACAUGGCAAUUACGCAGUGGAGAAAUACGAUCCACCUGAUUAUAGAUGCAUCUGUCCACCUCAGUUUACUGGUAGAAAUUGCGAAGAGUCUUUAGAUCCUUGUAUAGGCGAACCCUGUCAGCAUGGAGCCACCUGUGAUAUUCUUCCUCAAGGUGGUUACGUUUGCAAGUGUCCACCUGGCAGGACUGGAGAACACUGUGAAAUCCUCGACGCUGAGUUAACAGAGCUGUUGAUACCCGAAAUGUCCGGGGACGGUUUCUUGGAACUCCCAUGCUUGGAAGGUGUAGCGAAAGCGUUCUCCAUCGAACUAUGGUUUCUCACGCAUGCCAACGAUGGUUUGCUACUUUACAAUGGCCAGUUGAACAACGGACGUGGUGAUUUCAUUAGUCUGAACUUGGUCCAGGGCAAACUGGAGUUUAGAUUCAAUCUUGGAAGUGGUAUCGCCAAUAUUACCUCUCCAGACCCUGUUACGCUCGACACGUGGCAUUGUGUUCGAAUCAGCAGAUUAGGCAGAGAAGGAGUUCUUCAAUUAGACGACGGAACUGUUGCCAGAGGAUUGUCCGGAAGUCCGUUAACGGAACUGAAUCUCGAAAUGCCUCUUUACGUUGGUGGCGUUAAACAUUGGCGAGAAGUUCAUCGACUCGCUGGAGCCUGGACUGGAUUGGUAGGCGCGGUACAAAGACUGAUGGUGAAUGGAAAAACGUACCAAAAUUUAGCUGUCAACGUUACUCAACAUAACACGGAAAUCUAUGAUGGUCUACCAUGUCCUAACAACGAGAACCCUUGUCACAAUGGUGGAGUAUGUUUACCUCUGUUAAACAGUUAUCUGUGCAAAUGUGCGAACGGUUACAAUGGUCUCCACUGCGAAUUUUUCAUGGGCUACGAUGUAUCCACGGAAUUAUCCGAAAGGCCAGUGCGUUUCAAGGGCGACAAUUUCUUGCAAUUUAAGCACCGAAAUGGAAGAAGUACUAACUCAACUAAUACUACCCUCGGCGAGUACUUUGAGGAGUCCUACUCCGACUACGACUUGGAGGAGGAUGUCGACUACGAUUACGACAGUUACGAUUACACGGAACGCAAGGGUCAACAGUCGAAUAAAUUUGAGCUGAGACUGAGAACAACGCAUCCGGAUGGCUUGAUUGCCUGGGUUGGAAGAGGCAAAAUCGAACAUCUUAUUUUAUCGUUACACGGCGGCCAAGUUCUUCUUACGUACAAGAGCAAGAGCGAGCAGAUAUCUUUGAGGAGCAGGGAACGGGUGGACGAUGGUGUUUUCCACCAUAUCAGGGCAUCGAGAAGACGAAGAACGUCGAUGAUACAGAUCGACGAUUUCACUCCAGUGAAAGUAUCCACAGAGACCACCCUGUUAACGACAAACGGCAAGCUGUUCGUCGGUGGAAAACCCGGCCAUCGAGGCAUCAAAGGCUGCGUGUCAGACUUCGUAGUGGAUAAACGACGUCUUCAGCUGAACAGGCGGAAGAUCGAGUACUGUCACGACAACGAUGUAUGAUAACGAAUCCCGGAAACGACGAUUGUCAACGUGAUAUCGCCUUUGGCCACGCUUGUCGACUUGACGACGCUUUUGUCUUCGACGAGUUAGCAUCUGCCUAAAAACGGACAAAGACGAACGCGAAGGAAAUCGUUGGUGGUGUUCGUUUCUGGGGGAAACGGAAGGAACGAGACACGAGGUCUGAACGAUUCCAAUGAAAACGAAGAAAAAGAAAGCGAGAUGGCGGAAAGGAAGUGGGCUUGUAACCGACAAGGAGACACGUGAUUCCUGCCAAAGCUGUACGAGAGAAUACCAUGAAAAGGGAUCCGCCAAUCGUACUACAACAAUGAUAAAUGGCGGAUCCAAUAACAAUAGCAAGCUAACUCGUAUAUUUAUUUUUCGUUCGGGAUAGUAUAGGGAAACAGAGUCCCGUUUGUCGUUCGUUUGCCACAACGAAUGAUCGGACGGUAAAGAAGAGGUGAAUAGAAGAAGCAUCUCUCGUGUUAAAUGCUGAACGUUCUCAUCUAAGGACAAUAAUAUAUUUUUAAGGUGACGAGAUUAAAUAUACAUAUGAAUAAAUAUAUGUAUGUAUAAAAUUUAACGCGUAUACGUAUAAAUUUGGAGCUAUGGGAAAGAAAUGCUUGUAAAGCAUCGAGUUGAAGUUGAGUGGUAAGAACAAUGGGAUGGGGGGAUUUCCGGGGUCAAAAAUACAGAGACGGGCGUGAAAGGGAUGAAACUCAUCGAUAUUCGUUUAGACGUUACUCUGUAAGUUAAAUAUAUCGAAGCACCUAUAAAUGUUUUACGAUGCCAAGACUGAUUAAUGGGGGAAAGAGAGAACGAAAGAGAAAGAGUCGAGAGAGUUAAAAUAAAUGACAAAAAAAAAAUAGUUAAAACAGAAAAAAAACAGAAAAAACAAAGCGAUAAAUCGGUGUUAUGUUUGAGUGUUUCGGUAGAGAGAUUUAAAUGAUCGUGCAUUAUCAGAAUAUAGAAGAAUGUAUUUUAAAGGACUUGUUGAUUUACGCCAGUAGAGAAAAACGAUAAAAAAGAAAAGAAGAAAAAGAUGAACGAACAAAAUACAUACACACACAUACACACACGCUCGUACACGUAACACAGGUAACAUACAUAAAUAAGAAUUAUACGAACAGAUACGCCGUACAACGUUGUUUCUAGGCAAGCAAAGCUUUUUACAAAUGCGCAAAGGAAUAGAUAUAUAUAUUAUAUUACUAUGAUUAUAUUAUAUAUAUAAAUAUAUAUAUUAUACAUAUGACACUAUAUGCAGAUUACAUUCCAUUUAAUGGACACAGGUACCAUGAUGAAUGUGUAUCGUCGAUCGGUCACGAUCAUCGAUGUAUCGUUACAUUUUGACCCGGUACUAAAGAAUGCAUCGAGCUUGCCUCGAAGACACUCCAUUUCCGUUCGACAAUCUCCAACACACUUGCACGAGAUAGUUUCGCAAUCGAUUCUAAAAUGCUUACGAGCGUGACCACAGGUUUCUUCUUCAUAUACAGGGUUCACGGAAACGUACGGUCUACCGUGAUCGAUUAUAUUGUAAAUGGGCUAGAAUCGAGGAAAAUAGAAGAAUCGAAGACAUGUAUGCAUUAAAUAACCGAGAACGAAGUCGAAUCGUUUCCAUCGAAUUGAGUUUCUUCGACGAAUCGAAAGAAAUUCGAAAAGAAGGUGUCUAGAAUGUGGAAACGAAGAUCCUGAAUUUAUAUUCGAGAUUUACAAUUCUGAUUGAUUCUAUAAAACAUGGAAAACGAUUCGGCGUCUGAAAAUGAUGCGAAAAUAAUAAUAAUAUUAUUAAUUAUAUGGUAAUGUAUCGCUUGUGUGUAAUCGAAUGAUCAACGAGAAGGAGUGUCUGAAUGAAAGCUGACGUAUGAUUGAAGAAAGAAAAGUAGAUACUGUGCCGGGAUAUACUACUUGUAAAUAUGAUUAACAUGUGCUGAUCUACGAGUUGAUUAUCGUUUUACUAUCGUGUACUAAAGCUCGCGUAAGAGUGCGCACCUGCAUAAGUCGGACCUAAGAGAAAAUCGUCAGAACGACCUAAUUAUAAUCGUAAUGAUUCAUCGAAUAAGCCUUUUACGACGAAGUUUUUCUUCCUUUUUGUUUAAAUUUCUUUUCUUCCGUCGCUCGUGGAAACGAAACAAUGUCUGCGUCAACGUGUUCUUCCCCUGCUCGUCAAUCCUGUUAACGAUCGCGACAAAACGUCAAAGACAGCCUAAGUUCUAAUCGUUAAUGGCGACUGCCGAUCUUCGGUCGCAGAAAGAGACGUUAUCGAAGAUUUUUCAACUCGCCUCGUCGAAUAUUUCCAGCGUCGCUCGAUUUAUCGAACGAACAGAAGUUUCAUUUUUUAAUAAGAAAACGAAACGAACUAAUUAGUACGGCUGCCAGAUCGCGAUACUGGACGUCAUUAAUGAAAAAAUAUCGUAACUUUUAAGGUUGUUUUUUGUGCGCACCGAUAAAAUACGUAAUUUAUAGAAUCUAAGCGCCAAACACAAUACAUAUCCUUGACGUGCAUGAGUUCAUAUACAUAUAUUUGUAAAAUCCACCACGUGGAGUCGAUAUUCUUAUCGACAUGUAAAUAAUGACCAUACAUUGUCUGGAAAUGUUCGACGUUAACUAUAUUGUAAGUAACGUAAUUCUAUGAAGGAAACGAGCGUCGAUCGACCAAACUAUUGCGUAAUUAUCCAAAAGAAGCGCGUGAAUAUUUUCGUCACCGCUACUAUGACGAAUCUUCUAAUGGUUUUUAAACGUAUCUUUUCUAUUAUGUUCUUUCGUUCGAAAGAUGCACACUUAUACAAUUUUUAUAAUGUAACGUUUCAAAGCAAUCAUAUCUUUUUCAUAUCUGUCGAUCUAUAAUGGUCGGUGUGCGAAGAAAAUUCUGAAAGGAAAGCGUUCGUUCUCGAAUAAUUAAGCCUUGACUAUAUAAAAAUUGUUCCUCGUUAGAGAAUUCGGAUUGAUCGCGAGCAAUAUUGUCACAUAUCCUCCCUCUUGAAAUGUGAUCCUUUGUAUUCUUCCAAUGAAUAUCGCUG
This is a messenger RNA of Bombus pascuorum, 11405 nucleotides long. RefSeq names its product agrin-like. Bases 1519 to 8391 code for a protein of 2290 amino acids. The record is from RefSeq and is a predicted model, not a curated record. NCBI's taxonomy places the organism in Eukaryota, Metazoa, Arthropoda, Insecta, Hymenoptera, Apidae. Gene Ontology annotation, molecular function: protein binding; calcium ion binding. The transcript has 29 exons. Gene Ontology annotation, biological process: cell differentiation; multicellular organism development.